This is a messenger RNA of Candidula unifasciata, 984 nucleotides long. NCBI's taxonomy places the organism in Eukaryota, Metazoa, Mollusca, Gastropoda, Stylommatophora, Geomitridae. The record is from the annotation of a GenBank genome assembly.
AUGUCGGAAGGCAGUUCAGACGAUACUGGCGCUCAUGACACAUGGGUUCCUUUCAAAGAUAGACCCGAAUGGAAAGACGUUAAGCCUGUUCCUCAGGAUGAUGGCCCGAAUCCGGUUGUGCAGAUAGCCUAUACAGAUCAAUUUCGCGAUGUGUAUGAUUACUUUCGUGCUGUAGUGGCUGCAGAAGAGAAGUCGGAAAGAGCACUUGAUCUUACAAAAGAAGCAGCGGAACUGAACCCAGCCAACUAUUCUGUGUGGAACUACCGAAGAAAUAUUUUGCAAGACCUAAAUAAAGAUUUGAGGGAGGAGUUGAAAUACAUAUCUCAAGUAAUUGAAGACAAUCCCAAAAACUAUCAAGUUUGGCAUCACAGACGGGUGAUAGUCGAGUGGUUGGAAGACUCUUCUCAAGAGCUUGGAUUCACAGAGAAAAUUUUGAAGGAUGAUGCAAAGAACUACCAUGCUUGGCAACAUAGACAGUGGUGCAUCCAGCAUUUUUCCCUGUGGGACAAGGAGUUGGAAUACGUAGACUCACUUCUGAAAGAAGAUCUGCGCAAUAACUCAGCGUGGAAUCAGAGGCAUUUUGUCAUUAAGAAUACCACUGGCUUCACAGAUGAUGUUGUGACAAGAGAACUCAAGUAUGCUCAGGACUAUAUCCGCAAAGCCCCGAACAAUGAGAGUGCUUGGAACUACAUGAAAGGUGUACUUCUGGAUCGCAAACUAAGCGACUAUCCCAAAGUGAUGGAAUUUUGCCAGGAAUUGUAUAGCAAGCAGAUUCGCUCGCCCUUCCUCUUGGCCUGCAUGAUUGAUUGCUAUGAAGAAAUGCUAGAGCUAGGAAAACCAAAGAAAGAGGAAAACUUGCAGAAAGCGACACAGUUAUGCAAUGAAUUAGCAGAGGAGCAUGACACCCUGCGCAGAGAAUACUGGCAGUACAUGGCACGGUCCCUGGCUUCAAAGUACGGCACGGAUAUUGCUGGGGACUCAUAG